CUGAGCUCGGCGUCUUCGCUGGCAGCGUCCCAGCUUCGUGGGCUGCCAUGGGGUUCGAAGGCGCCGGACUCAUCGUCGGCGGGGGACAGCACCGCUGGCAGCGCACGGGCUCGGCCUCCGGUGCAGACGGGCCUGGAGGGCCCUGGACCAGGGUUGCCGGAUCUAGCAGUAACAAAGACACCAAGAUCAGUGACGACAGACAACAACAAAAACCCAGAAUGCCCAGUGAAAUGGGAAUUUCAGAUCAACAAGCAAUGCUUUUUGGGCCCUGCGAGGCGAGAGUUACUGCCCACGAGGAAGCAGAGGCUCAGAGAAGGCGUCCACCUGCCCGGAUCACUCGGGCAGGUGUCCUGGCUGAGGCGGGGACCUUGGGCAGAGCCCCGGUGACAUGGGCUCUGCGUCACCCCUGCUCACUUCCUGGAUGGCAGUUUCGGGAACAGAGAGCCAUCGUGGCAGCCGCCUGGCACUUUCCCCUGCCCCAGCCCUCACCUGUUGGGGAAAGCCCCUGCGGGUCACCUGGGGCUGAAGGCUGGCACAGCCAGGAGCGGGCUGGGGAGUGGGGCGCACAGAGCUCCCAACCCCGAGGCAGGGGGCGUCCGGAGGCAGAGGGAGGUGGGGGGCAGUGGACCGCAGAGCUACCUUGGCCAUGUGGCUUCCUGCCCCACGGCCCCUUGUCAGCAAGCAGGGCCUCACUGACACCCCAGGUGUGCCCUGUACCAAGAGGGGGUGCCUGGAGUCCCCCCUCUCCCCACCUGUGUGCCCUUGGGGAAGCCUUAGCCCUUCUCUGGGCCUGAGCCCCUCCUCUCUACAAAGAAGCAUUCGUUCAUUCGCCCACUCACACAGUCGUUCAUCUAUUUGUGCUUUACUUCCAGAUAUUUCUUGAGCACCUACUAUGUGCUGGGUACUGUUCUAGGCACAGGGCAUGGGGCAUGAGAGAACAAGACAGACUAAAAGCUUUGCUCUCAUGGAGCUGAUGGUGUAAUGGGGGAGAGAGACAACAGACACAUAAGGAAAAUAAUUUGGGAUAGGGAAGGCACUAAGAUGGAAACAAACAGGGAGUGGCGAUGGGGUGUGACUGGAGGGGCCCCUGAGCCAGGGCAGUCUGGGAGCUCUCUGAGCUGGUGAUGUGUGAGCAAAGACCCAACUGGUAGAAGGAGCUGGCUCAGUGGCGCCGUGGGGAAGGUGCGCGCAUGAACAGCAAGUGCAAAGGCCCUGGGGCAGAGCAAGCUGGUGCCUGUGGGAGAAGGUGUUGCUAGAACUCAGUAAGCGAGG
Microcebus murinus (gray mouse lemur) is the source of this 1272-nucleotide messenger RNA. NCBI's taxonomy places the organism in Eukaryota, Metazoa, Chordata, Mammalia, Primates, Cheirogaleidae. The record is from RefSeq and is a predicted model, not a curated record.